AUGCGAUACAGCUACAAUGCGCGAUGGACGUUUGGCUUCAUGAAAACGGAUUCAGCGCGCAGAGCGGUCCUCGCAAACUCUGGGUUUCCAGGAACAAAGCACGCCUGUCAAAGUCAUUGCAGAUGCCAGAAGCAGAACUUGAAGAUUUCUUCAAGUGUUACCGACGACUGGGCGACAGCAAGGCCCAUAUCGUCAUGUCGAAUGGCGUGGCGCGUGCCGUCACACGCGUUACGCAGAAUCAUAAUGACAACGCCCGCUUCUGUCAUCUUUUCAGUUCCCUUUUCAAGCACACAGUCGAUGCAGAGUUGGAUCAAGCCCAAGUCUUUGUCACACGCCUUGAUUCAGGGAGGGAUGUCCUGCCGUCGGACAGGAAAAAGAAAUUACGCAAAGCCUUGGUAUGAUCAAUUUCCUUGCACAAAAUGGAUGCAUACACUCUAUACUAUUCCUUUACAUCUUUGUGUGUGCUUGCUUUUCGUGUGUUAUUUUCUUUUCGUACAUGCCAUACAUAGCAAUGGCCCACACCAACAAAUAGUCAACCUUCUUGCAUACCCCCCUUCCAAAAAGCUUCACAGUCAGCUUGUCAAAUACCCCCAGGAAGUUGUGCCUGCUAUGGAUCAAACCGUGAACAAGAGAGAUUUGAACCCAACAGAUACUGAUAAACUGGUGGCCAUCAAAGGACUGGUCAUCCGCGCAACGCCAGUUAUCCCUGACAUGAAAGUUGCCUUCUUUCGCUGCCUUAGCUACUCGCAUAUCGUCCAGGUUGAAAUUGACCGCAGUAAAAUCGAAGAACCAGCCAGGUAUCCUCAUGAUAUUUGUGGAUCGGUGGGGACAAUGUCACAAACACCUCAUACCAUAUCUCUCAGCAUUUACAACGAGCUCGUUGAUGUAUUGAAGCAUGGGGACUGCUUAGUUGUGACAGGCAUUUUCCGCAGCAUACCUCUCAACGUGAACCCCCACCAAUGA
Molecule: messenger RNA, 963 nt
Organism: Laccaria bicolor S238N-H82
Lineage: Eukaryota; Fungi; Basidiomycota; Agaricomycetes; Agaricales; Hydnangiaceae
Exons: 6
Coding region: 1-963 (320 amino acids)
Biological process (GO): double-strand break repair via break-induced replication; DNA strand elongation involved in DNA replication; mitotic DNA replication initiation
Cellular component (GO): MCM complex; nucleus
Molecular function (GO): single-stranded DNA binding; ATP binding; single-stranded DNA helicase activity
Source: RefSeq, a predicted model, not a curated record